AUGGCGGACCGCAGCCUUGAGAGCAUGUCCCUGCCUCUGGAGGUGAGAGCCAGGCUGGCUGAGCUGGAGCUGGAAUUAUCGGAAGGUGACAUCACACAGAAGGGAUAUGAAAAGAAGAGAUCAAAAUUAAUUGGGGCAUACCUGCCACAACCUCCAGCAGCGAAUGGAGCUGCCGCGGUACGGUGUAGACUGCAGCACAGUGAAGGAGCCGCAAGAAGAAUGCUCCGCACUGCCAACUUUGGGGUCUGUGACAUCCGGGAAGCAGCAGCUAGAGAGCGAGCGGCCAGCACAGCAGGAAACCGGCCCCUCUUUUACUUUCGUUUUGGGGUGGAUCAGGCAUUGCCACAAGAACGUCGAACUCCUGUUACCCCUUCCUCUUCCUCUCGAUAUCACCGUCGCAGGUCCUCAGGGUCACGGGAUGAGCGCUAUAGGUCAGAUGUCCAUACAGAAGCAGUUCAGGCAGCUCUUGCUAAACAUAAAGAAAGGAAGAUGGCAGUCCCCAUGCCAUCAAAACGACGUUCAUUGGUGGUGCAAACGUCAAUGGAUGCCUACACGCCUCCAGAUACCUCCUCUGGUUCAGAAGACGAAGGCUCUGUACAGGGCGACUCCCAGGGAACUCCCACCUCAAGCCAGGGAAGUAUAAACAUGGAACACUGGAUCAGUCAAGCGAUCCAUGGUUCUACCACAUCUACCACUUCUUCCUCCUCGACACAAAGUGGAGGCAGUGGCACUGCGCACAGGCUAGCUGAUGUUAUGGCUCAAACACAUAUAGAAAAUCAUUCUGCCCCUCCAGAUGUUACUACUUACACCUCAGAACACUCAAUACAAGUAGAAAGACCACAAGGAUCAACAGCAAGGGUGGCACCAAAAUAUGGCAAUGCUGAACUUAUGGAAACUGGUGAUGGAGUACCAGUGAGCAGCAGAGUGUCAGCAAAGAUUCAACAGCUGGUCAAUACCCUAAAACGACCCAAACGACCACCAUUACGAGAGUUCUUUGUAGAUGACUUUGAGGAAUUGUUAGAAGUUCAACAGCCAGAUCCAAACCAGCCGAAGCCAGAGGGAGCUCAGAUGUUGGCUAUGCGUGGGGAACAACUGGGUGUGGUUACAAAUUGGCCACCUUCUCUGGAAGCAGCAUUGCAGCGAUGGGGGACCAUUUCACCAAAAGCUCCUUGCCUAACCACUAUGGACACUAAUGGAAAACCAUUGUACAUUCUCACUUAUGGCAAACUUUGGACCAGAAGUAUGAAGGUUGCUUACAAUAUACUGCAUAAAUUAGGCACAAAACAAGAACCAAUGGUGCGACCUGGAGACAGGGUAGCACUCGUAUUUCCUAACAAUGAUCCUGCUGCUUUUAUGGUAGCAUUUUAUGGCUGCCUACUGGCGGAAGUUGUCCCUGUCCCUAUUGAAGUGCCACUUACCAGAAAGGAUGCAGGAAGCCAACAAAUUGGUUUCUUACUUGGAAGCUGUGGUGUUACUGUGGCCUUGACUAGUGAUGCAUGCCAUAAAGGACUGCCUAAAAGCCCUACAGGGGAGAUACCACAGUUUAAAGGGUGGCCAAAGCUGCUAUGGUUUGUCACAGAAUCUAAACAUCUUUCUAAACCUCCUCGUGACUGGUUCCCACAUAUCAAGGAUGCAAACAAUGACACAGCUUACAUAGAGUACAAAACGUGUAAAGAUGGAAGUGUGCUUGGGGUGACUGUGACAAGAAUUGCACUGCUGACCCACUGUCAAGCUCUUACACAAGCAUGUGGAUAUACAGAAGCUGAAACAAUUGUGAAUGUACUAGAUUUCAAGAAGGAUGUUGGCUUAUGGCAUGGGAUUCUUACGAGCGUCAUGAACAUGAUGCACGUUAUAAGUAUCCCAUAUUCCUUAAUGAAAGUGAAUCCACUAUCAUGGAUACAGAAAGUCUGCCAGUACAAAGCAAAAGUCGCUUGUGUAAAAUCCAGGGACAUGCACUGGGCAUUAGUGGCACAUCGAGAUCAAAGAGAUAUCAACCUUUCCUCAUUGCGUAUGCUAAUAGUGGCUGAUGGCGCAAAUCCUUGGUCUAUUUCUUCCUGUGAUGCAUUUCUUAACGUCUUCCAAAGUAAAGGCCUAAGACAGGAGGUCAUUUGUCCUUGUGCCAGUUCACCAGAAGCUCUCACUGUGGCUAUUCGAAGGCCAACAGAUGACAGCAAUCAGCCUCCAGGCAGGGGAGUUUUGUCCAUGCAUGGUCUCACCUACGGAGUAAUUAGAGUGGAUUCUGAAGAAAAGCUUUCUGUCCUGACUGUGCAAGAUGUGGGCUUGGUGAUGCCAGGAGCUAUAAUGUGUGCAGUGAGACCAGAUGGAAUUCCUCAGCUCUGUAGAACAGACGAAAUAGGCGAACUUUGUGUAUGUGCUAUUGCAACAGGUACAUCAUAUUAUGGACUCUCAGGCAUGACCAAGAACACUUUUGAGGUGUUUCCUAUGACCAGUUCAGGAGCUCCUAUAAGUGAAUACCCUUUUAUAAGGACAGGAUUACUAGGAUUUAUUGGACCAGGAGGGCUUGUCUUCGUUGUGGGCAAAAUGGAUGGUCUAAUGGUGGUCAGUGGAAGAAGACAUAAUGCUGAUGACAUUGUAGCAACAGCCCUGGCUGUAGAACCAAUGAAGUUUGUCUACAGAGGAAGAAUAGCAGUGUUUUCAGUGAGUGUCCUUCAUGAUGAAAGGAUAGUUAUUGUUGCUGAGCAAAGGCCGGAUUCCACAGAGGAAGACAGUUUUCAGUGGAUGAGCAGAGUUCUCCAGGCUAUUGACAGUAUCCAUCAAGUGGGUGUUUACUGCUUAGCACUGGUACCAGCAAACACGCUCCCUAAGACCCCUUUAGGCGGCAUACACUUAUCAGAAACCAAACAACUUUUUUUGGAAGGCUCGUUGCAUCCCUGUAACGUAUUGAUGUGCCCACAUACCUGCGUAACAAACCUGCCUAAACCACGACAAAAACAGCCAGAAAUUGGCCCUGCCUCUGUGAUGGUGGGGAACCUGGUCUCUGGAAAAAGAAUUGCUCAGGCUAGUGGCAGAGAUCUGGGACAGAUAGAAGACAACGAUCAGGCCAGAAAGUUCCUAUUCCUCUCAGAAGUUUUACAGUGGAGAGCUCAAACCACUCCUGACCAUGUGCUUUACACGCUACUUAACUGUAGGGGAACAAUAGCCAAUUCCCUAACCUGUGCCCAGCUACAUAAACGAGCAGAGAAGAUAGCAGUCAUGCUGAUGGAAAGGGGACACUUACAAGAUGGAGACCAUGUGGCUUUGGUCUACCCACCAGGAAUAGACCUGAUUGCAGCAUUUUAUGGUUGCCUGUAUGCGGGCUGUGUGCCAAUAACCGUUCGACCUCCACAUCCACAGAACAUCGCAACAACAUUACCUACAGUGAAAAUGAUUGUGGAGGUGAGUCGCUCUGCCUGUUUAAUGACUACACAAUUAAUAUGUAAAUUGUUACGGUCACGAGAGGCGGCAGCAGCAGUGGAUGUCAGAACGUGGCCUCCUGUACUAGAUACAGAUGACUUGCCAAAGAAGCGGCCUGCUCAAAUCUACAAACCUUCUAACCCUGACACACUGGCUUAUCUUGAUUUUAGUGUGUCCACAACUGGAAUGCUAGCUGGGGUAAAGAUGUCCCAUGCAGCCACUAGUGCCUUUUGUCGUUCUAUUAAGCUGCAGUGUGAGCUUUACCCCUCUAGAGAAGUAGCUAUCUGUUUGGACCCUUACUGUGGACUUGGGUUUGUCCUCUGGUGUCUCUGCAGCGUUUAUUCAGGACACCAGUCUAUUCUGAUUCCUCCCUCAGAAUUGGAGACCAAUCCUGCUCUAUGGCUUCUAGCUGUGAGUCAGUACAAAGUGAGAGACACUUUUUGUUCCUAUUCAGUCAUGGAGCUUUGUACCAAGGGACUCGGUUCACAAACAGAAUCACUGAAGGGAAGGGGACUGGACCUCUCACGUGUACGGACAUGUGUCGUCGUGGCAGAAGAACGGCCCCGAAUAGCUCUCACUCAGUCAUUUUCAAAAUUAUUUAAAGACCUGGGUCUCCAUCCACGGGCUGUUAGCACAUCGUUUGGCUGUAGAGUUAACCUGGCUAUAUGUUUGCAGCCUCACAGGCUGGGGAAGCUGGCCGAGCAGGGAACAUCCGGACCAGAUCCGACCACUGUGUAUGUUGAUAUGAGGGCACUGAGACAUGACAGAGUUCGUUUAGUAGAGAGAGGAUCGCCUCAUAGUUUGCCCCUAAUGGAAUCAGGAAAAAUCCUCCCUGGAGUUCGCAUCAUUAUUGCUAAUCCUGAAACAAAGGGACCCUUAGGGGAUUCUCAUCUUGGUGAGAUAUGGGUUCACAGUGCUCAUAAUGCCAGUGGGUAUUUUACCAUAUAUGGAGAUGAAUCCCUGCAAUCAGAUCACUUUAAUUCAAGACUCAGCUUUGGAGACACGCAGACUAUUUGGGCUCGGACUGGCUAUUUGGGGUUCUUGAGGAGAACAGAACUUACUGAUGCAAAUGGAGAGCGACAUGAUGCACUUUAUGUUGUGGGUGCACUAGAUGAAGCCAUGGAGUUACGAGGGAUGAGAUAUCAUCCAAUUGAUAUUGAGACAUCAGUAAUUAGAGCACACAAGAGCAUCACAGAAUGUGCGGUGUUUACCUGGACAAAUCUGUUGGUCGUUGUAGUUGAGCUGGAUGGAUCAGAGCAAGAAGCCUUGGACCUGGUUCCUUUAGUCACCAAUGUAGUCCUGGAAGAACACUAUCUGAUUGUAGGAGUGGUGGUGGUGGUGGACAUUGGUGUAAUUCCUAUCAACUCCCGUGGAGAGAAACAACGUAUGCACCUACGAGAUGGAUUUUUAGCAGACCAGCUAGAUCCCAUCUAUGUGGCCUACAACAUGUAG
Molecule: messenger RNA, 4866 nt
Organism: Emys orbicularis (European pond turtle)
Lineage: Eukaryota; Metazoa; Chordata; Testudines; Emydidae
Gene: DIP2C
Product: disco interacting protein 2 homolog C
Exons: 39
Coding region: 1-4866 (1621 amino acids)
Source: RefSeq, a predicted model, not a curated record